Molecule: messenger RNA, 969 nt
Organism: Struthio camelus australis
Lineage: Eukaryota; Metazoa; Chordata; Aves; Struthioniformes; Struthionidae
Source: RefSeq, a predicted model, not a curated record
CCGUGCCGUGCCAUGGCCGAGCCGCUCACCGCACGCCCCUCCUCGUUAAAAACUUAAACUAUCUCCGUUGCCAAGUGCAUUUUAGCGUCUUCAUUGAAUGAGUUGGUCUCUGCAAACAGCCCGAUGCAAAGGCGUUUCCAGUGGUCUCUUUUCUUUCAGGUUGCUCUGCUGGAUAUAGAUAUUUGUGGGCCGUCAAUCCCUAAAAUGAUGGGUUUGGAAGGAGAGCAGGUUCAUCAGAGUGGUUCUGGAUGGUCUCCAGUGUAUGUUGAAGAAAACUUGGGUGUCAUGUCAGUGGGGUUCUUGCUCAGUAGUCCUGAUGAUGCUGUCAUCUGGAGAGGACCAAAAAAAAAUGGGUUGAUCAAACAAUUUCUUCGUGAUGUGGAUUGGGGUGAAAUCGACUAUCUUAUUGUAGAUACACCUCCAGGUACAUCAGAUGAACAUUUAUCUAUCGUGCAGUAUCUCAGUGCAACACACAUAGAUGGUGCUGUUAUAAUCACCACCCCUCAGGAAGUAUCACUUCAGGAUGUUCGGAAGGAGAUCAACUUCUGUCAUAAAGUAAAAUUGCCUAUCAUAGGUGUUGUUGAAAAUAUGAGUGGCUUUAUAUGUCCAAAGUGUAAGAAUGAAUCUCAGAUCUUUCCCCCAACUACCGGAGGUGCAGAGAAGAUGUGCCAGGCCCUAAAUAUCUCCCUCCUGGGUAAAGUGCCUCUAGAUCCUCAAAUAGGAAAAAGUUGUGAUAAAGGGCAGUCUUUCUUGUCUGAAGUACCUGAGUCUCCAGCUACAUUAUCUUACAGGAGUAUCAUUCAAAGGGUUCAGGAAUACUGUGAUCUACAGCAUUUUCAAGAAGAAAAGAUUAUCUGAAUCAAUGAAUGGAAUAAAAACAUAGUUCACAUUAAUUAUAAAAAUGUAACUUAUGCCUUGAAUAGAAAGAAUGUAUUCUUUUUGUAUAUUGCAAAUAAAUUCUUAAUAAAG